Penicillium brasilianum is the source of this 957-nucleotide messenger RNA. Lineage: Eukaryota; Fungi; Ascomycota; Eurotiomycetes; Eurotiales; Aspergillaceae. The record is from the annotation of a GenBank genome assembly.
GUUCUCAAUCUCUCGACUAGGAUAUCUUGAUACCUGAAACAAUACAAGCCACAAAGAAUGGUUGAUUAUCGUCCCGCAAGGGCAGAAGAUCUAGCCCAGAUCCGCGUCAUCAACAGACAUUACAUCCUCAAUACUUCACUCACAUUCGUGCGGACCCCACCACCCUUUGACUCAUACAUCGCCAAACUGAACGACCUCGAAUCUCGCGGUCUUCCAUAUCUAGUCGCAGUGGAUAAAACACAAAAAGCAGAUGAUGGAAACGAUCUUGUCGUUGGCUACGGCUCGCUCUCUCCAUUUCGUCCCCAGAUGGUCUCAUAUGCUCCAACCGUUGAGCUGACGCUGUUCCUCCACCCGGACCAUCAAUCGCAAGGAACGGGAUCUGUGCUGCUUGCGCUUUUGCUUGGGAAAGUUGAAACUGGUCAAGUUUGGCAUAGAAUCGAGGAACCAGUCGCCAGUGAAUCGACUGAAGUUGACCAUAGAACUGAGUCUAGCGGUGCGACUCGGGUCAGGAAUGUGAUCGCCGUUAUGGCGGUUGAUCCUGAGGGCAAGGAACAAGGUGAAGCUUUGAGGAAAUGGUAUGUGGCACGAGGGUUUGAAGAGUGUGGUCGCAUGAAGAAGGUGGGAUUCAAGAGAGGACAUUGGAUUGAUACUGUUUGGCUACAAUAUCACAUCCCCGAGUCGAUGGUGCCUUUGUGAACCCUGCUCGGGCAAGUGAUAUUAUACCAAUAAACCGACCUUACUCUACCGACUAUACAUGCAAAUCAUAAAAUAAACGCUCCCUGACUGUCAUUUGCAACUUCUGGUGCACUUUCCUCAUGGAGUGCAUAGUAGAUGGGAGAUGUCAAAGGAAGGCCAAAUUGUUGUAGAUAAUUGAGUACGAGGGGACGAGAGAAGCCAAGAACAAUAGUAUUAAAUUUAAAAAAAAAAAAAAAACAAAAAAAAACAGUACAGUGGUGA